Molecule: messenger RNA, 3279 nt
Organism: Scomber japonicus (chub mackerel)
Lineage: Eukaryota; Metazoa; Chordata; Actinopteri; Scombriformes; Scombridae
Gene: ankfn1a
Product: ankyrin repeat and fibronectin type III domain containing 1
Exons: 20
Coding region: 1-3279 (1092 amino acids)
Biological process (GO): establishment of mitotic spindle orientation; regulation of establishment of bipolar cell polarity
Cellular component (GO): spindle
Molecular function (GO): protein binding
Source: RefSeq, a predicted model, not a curated record
AUGACCCAGCAGAUGCAGAACCUGCAGCUGUCUCAGAACAGGAAGUGCCCCAGCGGGCCGACCUCCCCCAGCGCUGCUAAGCGUCUCUACAGGAACCUGUCAGAGAAGCUUCGGGGAAGCACUUCCUCCUUCGAGGACUCCUACUUCUUCGGGAAGACGGACCGACUCCGCAAAGCCUCGGUGAGUCUAAAUGGCAGCGACUGCAUCCUGGAGGCGGUGGAGCAGCAGGACCUGGACGCGGUGCAGAUCCUUCUCUUCCAGUUCUCUGCUGAGGAGCUGGACCUGAACACUCCUAACAGCCAGGGUCUGACCCCGCUGGACAUCGCCAUCAUGACCAACAACACGCCCAUCGCCAAGCUGCUGCUGAAGGCCGGCGGCAAGGAGAGUCCUCACUUUGUGAGCGUGGAGAGUCGCGAGGCCCACCUGACCUCUCUGGUGGUGGAGGCGGAGCAGCGGGCGGCCGACCUGGCGGCUCAGGCUCAGAGAGACGGACUGUCUCUGGAGGCGUGUCACAAAGACAAACAGCUGAGAGCCUGGGAGUGGAGGAGCAAGCUGUACAAGCGCAUGAAGACCGGCUUCCAGCACGCACGAGCCCCGGAGGCCCCGUCUAUGGUGCGUCUGAGCGUGAGCAGUAGCACCACGCUGACCGUCACCUUCCAGGAGCCGCAGUGUCUCAACUCCACCGUCGUCACCAAGUACAGAGUUGAGUGGAGCUGUCUGAAGGAUUUCUCUCUGCUCGCUGGUGAAAUGGUUUUGGAUAAUCUGCAGACGCUGAAGUGCACCAUCAGCAGCCUCACCACGGGUCGACUUUACUACGUCAGAGUAUCAGCUUAUAACAUGAAGGGCUGGGGUCCUCCUUCUUCAUCCCUCCCUCCAUCCGCUGCUCCAUCCAAUUGGAGGGAGAGCGACGGCCGGGAGCCGAGGAGGCGGGGCCACAUCGAGGCCAUGGAGCGUCUGCUGCAGCAGGUCCGAGCCACGCACACACACUACUGCUGCGGAGACACGUCGAAGCUUCAGAACCCGAGCAGGAAGCAGUCCGUCUCCAGGAGCCUCAAGCAUCUCUUCAACUCCUCCAACAAGUUUGUGAAAACACUGAAAAGGGGCGUGUACCUGGCCACGGUGUUCUUCCAUAAGGACAGCCUGCUGGUGACGGCGGAGGAUCAGAUCCCCAUCGUAGAGGUGGACGACUCGUACAGCAGCUCCCUCAUGCAGGACUUCCAUUGGUUCACCAAGCUGUCCUGUAUGUGGGAGGACGUCCGCUGGCUGAGACAGAGCAUGUGUGUGUCCAUGUCCUCGUCCUCCACGCUGCAGGCUCGACACAAGAUGCUGACGGCCGCCGGACAGCUGCAGAACCUGCUGGGAACUCACAACCUGGGUCGCGUCCACUACGAGCCCAUCAAGGAUCGCCAUGGCAACGUGCUGCUGGUCACCAUCCGAGACACGGAGAGCCAACACUCGCUGUUCAGCGGGAAAUGGAUGCAGGUCUCCAAGCUGCAGAGCCAGAGGAAGUCUCUGUCCACACCUGAGGAGCCAUACGCUCUAGAUAUCCUCAUCAUCACCAUCCAGGACAUUCUGGCCUAUCAGAGGCGCAGCUGUCACAGACUGGCUCCAGGUCUGUAUCUAGGUUACCUGAAGCUCAGCAGCUCUGUGGAUCAGAUCAGAGUCCUGGUGUCACAGCGGACCCCAAACAUGCUCUGUCACACCCGCAUCAGAGACAACGCCAACGUGUCCAGGGAGGAGUGGGACUGGAUCCAGACGCUGUCGGCUGAGGAGGAGGAGGAGGAGCGGCGGCCUCGGGCGGAGGGACACGCCCCUUUACUGUACUACGAGCUGCAGACAGCGAUCAAAUCCCUGCUGAAACACAUGAACCUACCUCUGCACCAGGCCCGUCACUUCCGUCUCUACAGUCAGGAAGUGGUGGAGCUCGGUCAUGGCGUCUCCUUCCUGCUGCUGCUGCCGGCUGCAGACGAUGUUUGCUCCGCCCCCGGCCAGUCGAACCCCUACACCACUCUGUCAGGGUUCCUGCACCUCCCUCUGCAGAUGUUUGAGCUCGUUCAUUUCUGCACCUACAAAGAGAAGUUCAUCAGUCUGUACUGUCGCCUGUCCUCCGUCCUCGACCUGGACGCCCUCAUUACCCAGCAGGCACUGCGGGAGGCCAUCACCGACAGCGAGGUGGCCACGGCCAAACAGAGACACCAGCUGAUCCUGGACUACAUCCAGCAGCUGGAUGAGAUGCGUCGUGACCUCCGCUGGAUCACCGACGCGCUGCAGUACGCUCGCUACAAGCAGCCCCGCGGCGGCGUGCCGGUCACCUGCCUGGUGGACGCCAGCGCUGCAGAGAGCAGCUCCAGCCAGCAGAAGAACGACUCCACCUCCUCCAACAUGGACUUCCUGCCAACGCCGUCGCCCUCGCCUGAACUCCGCCGGAGGAAAACCAUCAGCGACUCGCUGCUCGGUUCAGAAGACGACUGGUCCUCGGAGGUUUUCCUGCCGACGGACAGCGACUACGACUCCAGCGACGCUCUGAGCCCCCGUGAGCUGGACCUGCUCUACUCGCCCCCGCAGGAUCUUUCCCAGCAGGCCGUUCACUCGCUGGGGGGCAGCGCUCCCGACGUGCUGCAGAUCCACGAGCUCAGGUCUGUACAGCGUCUGCCCCCCCAGAGACCCUCCUCUGUCCCCGGUGACCUGCCUCUGUCCCUGCCACUGUCCCCCGGGCUGUCCGACGCCACCAAGACUCUGGAGGGUCUCUCGCUGACCCGGGAGAGAGUCACCCCGAACCCCCCCGCCAAACGCAAACUGCUCUCCAGAAGCCACCGGGGCCAGUACUUCAGCGGGCCCCAGCGCUGGCUGCGAGGUCACAGCGGCGAGAUUUACUCCGGGUCUUUAUCUGAGGGGGUUUACACCAAGCAGCACGACUCAGACCUGCCCCUCCCUGGAGUCCUGUCCCCCCCCCCUCUGCAGCAGCAGGGCAGCACCUACGUCAGCCACGCCUCCUGCGUCCUGGAGAGCCGCAAGGGCCGACAGCGGGAGCCGCGGCCCCACGUCCGUAGGAUCUUCGUGGAGCCGUGUACGGAGCUGUCGCCGGGCCAUGAGAGGAGGGGCUGGGAGGGGGAGGUGCCGGAGGGGGUGAGGGGGGCCGGGGUGUCUGUGGUGGUGGCGGAGGUGGAGUCAGGAGGGGAGGAAGGGGAGGGGCCAAAAGGAGCCGCCGCCACCCAGGACGUAGACUCAGACGACCAGACCAACGCACAGGUGUCAGAGAUCCUCAGCAGCACGCUGUAG